AUGGGUGUGCUGUGGACUUUCUUGCUUCAGAGCUUAUGUUCCAUUGUGCGUCAUUCAAGGUUUUUGGCCGAUCGGUUCAUCGAAGGUAUAUGCCCGUUCUGCGCGUUCGAAGAUGCCCGUGGUGAUCAGUGCGACCACUGCUGUCGUCUGAUCAACGCCUGUGAGCUGAUCUCACCGAGAUGCAAGCUAUGCGGGACGAGUCCUGAAAUCCGAACUUCCAAGCAUAUUUUUCUGAAUUUACCUAAGUUGCAACCUCAAGUUGAGACUUAUCUGAAGUCACAGUUUGGAAAAGAAGAUUGCUACUGGUCGCACAAUGCUCUAGCCAUCUCUCAGAGCUGGCUAACAGAAGGUCUGAAAGAACGAUGCAUUACGCGCGACUUGUCUUGGGGUACGCAAGUUCCGUUGGAGGGCUAUGACAAGAAGGUAUUUUACGUGUGGUUUGAUGCUCCCAUUGGUUAUGUAUCGAUUACUGCUAAUUACUGCAAAGAUUGGAAGAAAUGGUGGAUGAAUCCAGAUGAAGUAAGGAAGCAUAAUCUGAAAUUUUGCAUAUCUUUUGACAAAGUGUGUCUUUUGGCAUAG
Soboliphyme baturini is the source of this 579-nucleotide messenger RNA. The record is from the annotation of a GenBank genome assembly. Lineage: Eukaryota; Metazoa; Nematoda; Enoplea; Dioctophymatida; Soboliphymatidae.